Messenger RNA from Amphiprion ocellaris (clown anemonefish), 1100 nucleotides. RefSeq lists its product as uncharacterized. The record is from RefSeq and is a predicted model, not a curated record. The coding region runs from base 186 to 953 and encodes 255 amino acids. Lineage: Eukaryota; Metazoa; Chordata; Actinopteri; Pomacentridae. The transcript has 7 exons.
UCUCUCUGUGUCUGGUUGUUCAUUGUAGGGUUCCACUUUCCAUGUCUUUUUUUUGCCUCUUGAACUGAACAUGUCUAAAUGAAAAGAACAGAGCUCAGCAACAAAACCCCAGUGUGGCGGAACAGCAGAGCUCCGGAGGCAGAUAAUUUCCUGCAGGUUCUCUCAUCGACAUAUCAAACCUCUCCAUGUUGAAAUUUACCCCAGAGCUGAUUGUCCACAAGGGCAACAUUUUCUACCUCCUCUAUGUGGCUGGAGGACUCCUGAUGACGGUGACUGCUGGUGGUUGGUGUGUUGACAUGGCUGUAAUGAAGGCCUAUGACCCUGAAAGCCUCCACCGUCUGUCAAACACAUUCAUCGGGCUCUUGGGCCUCAGACACCAAAUACAGGCUACCUCUGCAGUAAAACAAAAACUGAAAAGGCUCUACUUCACUGAGAGCCUCAGCUAUCUUCUUGAUAUGACAAGAAUAUCACUGCGAGACACUUAUGAUUUCGAGGCUUGCUGGGUGGUGUCUAAUUCCUGUGAGCAGCAAAACAAAAUGGAGUCAACAACCUCUAACUGGAUCUCAACAAAAAGGAGCAGGAUCUAUUACAUCCUCCUUUGUUGUGGAAUAAGCCGGCCUAUACUGACGCUGUGCAUCACAGGCAGCGGCAGCAAGAUGAAAACAUUCACUUCUUCAAAUCUGUCGGAGUGGUUGAUCAGCUUUACCAGAAAGGCGCAGUCACAGGGAGAUGUGAUUUUCCUUCUACUGAAGGAGCAAAAUGGACUUAUCAGCUCUGGAUCGGACACGAAUGACGCCACAAAUGAUCGUUAUCCAACAAGCCUUACCCUAGGGUUGUCUACACUGUGUGUGGUCCUGUUUUGGACGUUUCUGCCUCAUAUUGCGGUUUGUGCUGCAGUCUGUUUAGGUUGGAGAGUACGGCAGCAGAUCCGCCACUGUGGUAAAGAUGCUUGAAAUAGAGAUUUUAAAUGUGGCCCACUUUAUUCUUUGAGUGGCAGUUGGUCUGUUUUUGAGUCUUAUUUGGGAGACGGAUGAAGGAACACAGCAGAAUAAAAUGAUUGUCCUGGAUGUCUUGAGAACAAUAAAUGCUGGAUGACUCAG